Molecule: messenger RNA, 1641 nt
Organism: Penicillium waksmanii
Lineage: Eukaryota; Fungi; Ascomycota; Eurotiomycetes; Eurotiales; Aspergillaceae
Product: Sodium/calcium exchanger membrane region
Exons: 5
Coding region: 1-1641 (546 amino acids)
Biological process (GO): intracellular calcium ion homeostasis; calcium ion transmembrane transport
Cellular component (GO): fungal-type vacuole membrane
Molecular function (GO): calcium:proton antiporter activity
Source: RefSeq, a predicted model, not a curated record
AUGGUCACGAAUGGCAAUGCUGCACGAGACGGGAAUCUUCAUCACAAUGUUGGCCUUGGAGCCUCUGCACCAGAGGAGGAAUCGGGUUUAAUGGCAGAUUGUGCCUCUGAGCGCAGUUUUGGAAAUCAAGACGCGCACCGUAAAGAUGGGGCCUCCCAUCAGACCAAGAGAAUAUUCCACAAGAGCCAAACCUCGGCGGAUUUUAGGAGUAGAGAACCCCGAGCGUGUCCUGCUUGCGAAAGUCCCAUUAUAGCCAUCAAGAGCCAGCUCAAGGUCCUACUAUCAUUCAAAAAUUCCACGUCUCUCGUUUUCGCGCUGGUCGCCAUCAUUUUUUCUGCUCUCAACAUGCCGGCGUUGGUUGUUUUCAUCUGGAAUUUGAUCGCUAUCAUUCCUUUGUCGAUAACGCUCACUUUUGCGACCGAGAGAUUGGCCCAAGAUCUGGGCGAAACUGCGGGAGCACUGCUUAAUAUUUCACUGGGCAAUCUGGCCGAGUUAAUCAUCUUCACCGCCCUAUUGAAGAACAACAUCAGAGUUGUUCAGGCAUCUCUUCUGGGAUCAGUCCUUGUGAACUUGCUGCUCGUUCUUGGAUCUGCGAUCAUUGCUGGAGGCGUGAUCAGCCCGGAUCAGACUUACAACAACGAUGUCACUCAUUCAUUCGUCGGGUUACUGAAUCUGACGGUCUCUUGCCUUAUGAUUCCAAGUGCUUUUUACGGAAGUGUGAAAAGCAUGAAAACCGCCGAUCAUAUGGCCUUGGAAUUCAGCAGAGGCGUUUCGAUCAUCCUUCUCAUCAUCUACUUUCUUUACCUCUUUUUCCAGUUCAGAAGUCACCCCCAUAUCUUUCGAUCCCGCUCACUGGCAUUCCCAGUUGAAGAUGAAACCGGUGAUCAACACAUCUAUCGCCCAUCCUACGACCCAGUUUUCACAGACAUCGAGUCACGACGAAAUUCGGAAGACAACGCAAAAUGCCACAAUCAAAAUCUCCCUGAAAUGCGGGAAGUCUCGUCUCCGGCUGGUCCAGCUUCGGAGCCUACAGAUCUCGAAAGCGAGGCGGGUCUUCCAUUAACUCAUAUCGACACAGAGGAAAGAAGGGAUGCUACUUCUUAUGGUCACAACCGCAGAAAAAGCCAGUUUUCUCAAGCAGGUGAAGAUUCCCACUAUUGUCGCAACACUGUGUUGGCAAAUAGAGGCAUGUCGUUAUUCGUACUCACCCUUGCGACGGUCUUAAUCGCUAUGUGUGCCGAGUUUUUCGCAUCAAGUUUUGAUGUUCUCAAUGAUCGCGGAGUUCUGGGAGAAUCAUUCGUCGGACUUAUUAUCAUUCCCAUUGCUGGUAACGUGGCAGAGAAUGUCACCGCUGUUGUUGUGGCAGCCAAGAACCAGAUGGAUCUUGCGAUUAGCGUCGCACUUGGAUCGGCCAUUCAAAUUGGUCUCCUAGUUGCUCCGAUGAUUGUUCUUGUUGGAUGGGCGAUGGAUAAGCCAAUGAGCUUGCACUUUGAUAGCUUCGGAAUGGUCACUCUUGUGGGAUCUUCCGUGCUUGUCAGUUUCAUUAUUAUGAAAGGAAAGACCAACUAUCUUGAGGGUGCCAUCUUGUGCGCGUGCUUUACUGCUAUAUCCGUUGGUGCUUUCCUUUUGCCAAUCAAAUAA